AUGGCGGAUCCUGAGGCUCUGAGCGUACUCGAAAACCAGCAGCGGCCUUGCCGCCGCCUGGAAAAGACGUAUGGCAAAAAGAAAGGGUCUUGGGCGCCGUCGAGGGACAUACACUAUGAUCUUUUUGGAGGGGGCGAUGAGAACGCGAUCGUUGAGAAGAUGGAUCAACUGACAGUCAAAGAGCAUUCAGUCAAGCCGAGUUUGCCUACUGUAGAGAAAGCCCUAGAGUCAACACAAAAGCAAAAGGCACCGACGAGACACAAUCCACAUCUUCGAGGACGACGGAAACCAACGUCAAAGAAAAUGGCGACACUUGGUCCGAACAAGAUGCAAUCUCUUGCUCCUCUCCUCUCACUUGUGGAUCGAACAGUCCAAGACUUCCAGGAGUUUGGUAGAAGCAUGGGGCGGAACUUUGUUUGCACCAAACUCGGUGAAGGAGCAUUCGCAGAUGUCUUUGAACUCAGACCCAAAGACCCCGACGAAGCCAUCAAAGUUGAAGAGCGUGGAGGAUUGGUCAUAAAAGUCAUUCCCUUCAGCGUGGAGAAGUCAACCGACACAGACGACAUUGUGGACUUGGAUUCGAUCACCCGAGAAGUUCAGCUCCUCCUUGCUCUCGACCGUGUGCAUGGUUUUGCAAGAUGUCGAGGCGUCCACGUUGUUAGCGGCAGCUAUCCCGAUGUGCUUCUCGAAGCGUUCCGCAACUUCAAAGCCACAGGCACCCCGGACGCACAGAACCGAGACCCGACCGAAGCUUUUAGCUCUGACCAGACGUACGUUCUCAUCGAAAUGGACCAUGCCGGAAAACAAAUGGGCAGCUUCCCAACCCUCUCAGCGUUCCAAGCAUAUGACAUCUUCUGGAAGACGGCCAUGAUUCUCGCUAGUGCCGAAGAAUCAGUCGAAUUCGAACACCGAGACCUGCACACCGGCAACAUCUGCUGCAAGCCACGAGUGUUGAACGGCCCAACCGAUAUUGAGGAAGAGGUUGUCCAGAGCAUGACGGAAGAACCAAAAGCCAGACUAGGCCUCUCGAACCUCCACAUCACAGUCAUCGACUAUACCCUUUCCCGCGCCAAGGUCCAAAGGGAGACUGGGGAGGAGGUCAUUAUCGCCGACCCAAUAAAAUAUUGGGAAGACAAUGACAUCGUCGGCACCAACGCGUCUGACCAGCGCCAAUUCAACACCUAUCGAAAGGUGAGAGACUGGGCCAGGGCGGUUGAAGCCAAGGUGGAAGCCCUGGCAGAAAUGGACGAGGACAGUGGUGGAGUCGGUGUCAGCCUGGAAAAGGUCGACAAGUACCAACGGUUCCUACCCAAGACCAAUGUCAUGUGGCUUUGGUACUUGGUCAAGGAGCUGUUGGCGAGGAAGGGGCGGGCGGUGGCUGGAAGCAGCGGCGCUGCCAGGAGACUGCAGACGGCCCUCUGGCGGAAGCUGGAGACGGUGUCGCUUUACCUCGACGCCGUCCCCACGCUGAUGCCAGAGGACGUUGCUGAGCUCCUGGCGAGCGCCAUUGGCUUUGGCUGGUUGAGCCAGGAGGACGUGGCCGCGUACAAGGCCGAGUUGGAGGAGUAG
Molecule: messenger RNA, 1569 nt
Organism: Exophiala spinifera
Lineage: Eukaryota; Fungi; Ascomycota; Eurotiomycetes; Chaetothyriales; Herpotrichiellaceae
Exons: 2
Coding region: 1-1569 (522 amino acids)
Biological process (GO): mitotic cell cycle; intracellular signal transduction
Cellular component (GO): cytoplasm; nucleus
Molecular function (GO): histone H3T3 kinase activity; ATP binding
Source: RefSeq, a predicted model, not a curated record